Solea senegalensis (Senegalese sole) is the source of this 924-nucleotide messenger RNA. Its product is annotated as heat shock protein beta-11-like. The transcript has a single exon. Gene Ontology annotation, biological process: protein refolding; response to heat. NCBI's taxonomy places the organism in Eukaryota, Metazoa, Chordata, Actinopteri, Pleuronectiformes, Soleidae. Gene Ontology annotation, molecular function: protein folding chaperone. Bases 93 to 752 code for a protein of 219 amino acids. The record is from RefSeq and is a predicted model, not a curated record.
AUAUAUAAACAGCCGGGCAGCAGAACAUCAAGCAGACAAAGUGAAGCAGCAGAUCUGAAAGUCAGAACUCCAGACCUUCAACCAGCAGCAGGAUGUUGUGUCCCAGCGUCUUCCAGCCGUCCCCCAUCGCCAUGACGCCCUUCAUGGACCUGCACUGGCCCGUGCGCAGCCUGUGGCCCGAGACACGGCCGCUCUUCUACCACAUGGAGCAGGAGAUGAUUCGCCACAUGCAGGAGAUGAGGCAGAGCAUGGAGUUCAUGGAGAGGCUGCACCAGAAGAUCUUUGACGAGAUCGACCACACCUCCUCCAGCAAGAGCGUCUUCAUGCCCAUCGCCUUCCAGGACGUGGGCAGGGACGGCGGCAGCUUCGCCCUCAGCCUGGACACGAAGGAGUUCUCGCCGGAGGAGCUGUCCGUCAAACAGGUGGGCAGGAAGCUGAGGGUGAGCGGCAAGACGGAGAAGAAGCAGGAGAACGGGAAGGGCUCCUACUCCUACAGGUGUCAGGAGUUCAGGCAAGAGUUUGACCUUCCAGACGGCGUCGAGCCCGAGGCCGUCACCUGCUCCCUGGUGGCAGGACGACUGCAGAUCCAGGCGCCGCGAGAGACGCCGCUGACCGACGGGAAGGAGAGGGUCGUCCCCAUCAACGUCAACUCAGCCCCGGCCAUCACCUCCACCUCCUCCUGCAGCAGCAGCGGGGGGACAGAGGGGAGCAGCUCCUACUCCUCAGAGACCAGACCUGCUGAGAAGAACUGAUUCUACUGCGUCUUUGUUUCACUGAGAUUCACGUGAUGUUUUUAACGCCACACAAACUGAACUGAGAACACACAGUGAGUGAAACAUCUCAUCUAUUCACCCAUAUUUGCAAAGGGAACACGAAGCACUUUGAUUUUCAACUGUUUCUAAUAAACUUCCUGUUUUUGUGUGA